AUGUACACCGGCAAUCUUGCUGCUUCCGCCGCCACUGCGGGGUAUGUAGUUCUGGCCGAGGGGGGCAUUGAGUUGGCCAAGAGCUUGAUGACCAUGACACGCCUCCUCGCGGCCAUUCUGCCGCUCCUUGCCCUUCUCAUCGCCAACGUCCACGCCACGUUGAAGCCUACCAGCGACACAAAGGCCGUGUGCGACGCGCUCCGCGCCCGGUAUCCGGACAAGCUCGUGUGGGAUCCGCUCGGGCCGUACGGCAUCACCACGCUCGGCCGCUCCAGCGCGUACAACUCGGCCAACCUCGACUACUGGAACGCCGCGAGCAGCCUGAACCGCGCCGCCUGCGCCUUCUUCCCCGCGACGACGGACGAGGUCGCCUUUGCGGUGCAGACGCUCAACAGGUACGAGUCGGUCCGCUUCGCGCUCAAGGCCGGCGGGCACAACCCCAACCUCGGCUGGUCGAGCGUCAGCGGCGGCGUGCUCGUCGCGUUCCGGCCCAACUUCCAGACCGCGCAGCCGGCCGCCGACGGCAAGACGGUCGUCAUUGGCGCCGGGUGUAAGUGGGAGGACGUGUACGGCGUGCUGCAGCCGCUCGGCAAGACGGUCACGGGCGGCCGCCUCGGCGAUGUCGGCACCACGGGUCUGCUCCUCGGCGGCGGGCUUUCCUAUCUCUCGGCUCAGCAUGGAUUCGCCUGCGACAAUGUCCUCAACUUCGAGACGGUCCUCGCCAACGGCACCGUCGCGCACGCCAACGCCACGUCGAACCCGGACCUGUUCUUUGCGCUGUGCGGCGGCGGCAACCGCUACGCCGUCGUGACCAAGAUCACCAUGGAGGUGUUCGAGUCCGGUGUCGGCGGGCAGGUCUGGGGCGGCGUGCGGAUAUACACCGAGGACAAGCGCGCGGCGAUCAUCGCGGCCGUCGCGCGCUUCACAUCCGAGAACACGGACCCCAAGGCGGCCAUCAUCCCGACGUUUGACUUUGCCGGCGUGCUCGCGCUCAGCGUGCCUGUGGUCAUCGUCGCCUUCUUCUACGACGGCGUGGUCGUGCCCGCGGGCAUCUUUGACGCGUUCGACGCGGUCCGGCCGCUGAGCGACAGCACAAAGGUGCGCACGUUUGUGACAAUGGCCGAGGAGCUUCUCGCCGGCGACAUGAAGGGCCUGCGCUUCCGCAUCGGCGUCAACUCGUUCCCCGCCAUGCCGGGCGCCAACAUGACGGCCUUUCUCAACGACCACUACGACCUGGUCAAGCGGCGCUCCGUCGAGGCCGCGCUCAAGGAGCCGCUCGACUUCAAGAUUGUCAGCUUUGCCGUGCAGCCGAUGCCGCGCGGCAUCGCGCAGGCGUCCCGCGACCGCAACGGCGGCAACGCGCUCGGCAUCAACCCGGACCACGGCGACCGCGUCUGGAUCGAGUACGACAUCGCGUGGGCAAAUCCCCUCUGCGACGUGCUCUGCACGCAGUGGCUCAAGAGCAUGGUGCAGGAGGCGCACGACCUGCAUGUGGAAAAGUAUUCGGGGAUUUACCCGACCAACUACCAGAGCGGCGACUUGGAAACCCUCAGCUACAACCCCAUAUUUAUGAAUGAUGCCUUGAGCUCGCAACCCGUGCUGCAAAGCUACGGCGAGCAGAACCGUGCGCGACUGAUGGCUAUUCAGUCAGCUUAUGAUCCGCACGGCUUCCUCAUGAACCGACAGGACGGGCCUGCGUUUUAG
Messenger RNA from Cordyceps militaris CM01, 1704 nucleotides. RefSeq names its product FAD-binding, type 2. The coding region runs from base 1 to 1704 and encodes 567 amino acids. Lineage: Eukaryota; Fungi; Ascomycota; Sordariomycetes; Hypocreales; Cordycipitaceae. The record is from RefSeq and is a predicted model, not a curated record. Gene Ontology annotation, molecular function: FAD binding. The transcript has 4 exons.